AUGAUGGGGGCGGCGGAUGGAGUGAUGCGCCAGGAAAGGCGGUGGAGCGCAGUGAUGAUGAGCGGCGGGUGGAUGGUCCACGAGGGCGGGGUGACGGACUACCCCCGUACUUCAUGGACAUGCAGGCAGAGAGACGUCAGUCGCCGCAAGGGGAGAGUGCCCUGCAUCCAUCGCAGAAUGUCUACAGCGCUGUGGCUUCAUCUACAGGACUGCCACUGUGUUCCCUCACUGCAACGUGUGCGCGUAGCAGGUCCACGCAAACCACCCCGAGGCUACCUUCGACGCCACAAUGCCACUGCGUGGCGAUCGGUGAAGGUGGUGCGCCGACUGAUAUGUAAUUUAUCUGGAGCUAGGUUUGAUAUUGCGUUUCGAGAGAAGUGCUGCUCGAAAGUUCACAAUGUGAAACAAAA
This is a messenger RNA of Amoebophrya sp. A120, 410 nucleotides long. The record is from the annotation of a GenBank genome assembly. NCBI's taxonomy places the organism in Eukaryota, Dinophyceae, Syndiniales, Amoebophryaceae.